Molecule: messenger RNA, 912 nt
Organism: Plasmopara halstedii
Lineage: Eukaryota; Oomycota; Peronosporomycetes; Peronosporales; Peronosporaceae
Product: amino acid dehydrogenase family protein
Exons: 3
Coding region: 1-912 (303 amino acids)
Biological process (GO): tetrahydrofolate interconversion
Cellular component (GO): cytosol
Molecular function (GO): methenyltetrahydrofolate cyclohydrolase activity; methylenetetrahydrofolate dehydrogenase (NADP+) activity
Source: RefSeq, a predicted model, not a curated record
AUGUCUGCUCGAGUAAUUGAUGGCAAGGCGAUCGCGAAGGCGCUACGCACUGUGCUUAAGGGCGACAUUGCGAAGCUCACGGCAAUGCAUGGACGGGCCCCAGCAUUGGGACUUAUCAUGGUUGGAAACCGCGAAGACUCAGCCCUUUACGUGCGCAAUAAGAACGCGGCGUGCCGUCAUGCUGGAAUCCGUUCCGAAAAUUUUUUCUUCGAUGAAAACGUAAUUCAGGACACCAUUGUGCGCAAGGUGGAGGAGCUAAAUGAAGACCCUACCAUCGACGGCAUCUUGGUGCAGCUUCCGCUCCCAAGCACGCGACUGAAUACCCAGCAUAUUAUUAAUUGUAUUAGGCAUGACAAGGAUGUGGAUGGCUUGCACCCGUUUAAUGCCGGCGAGCUGACCAUGCGCGGACGAUAUCCGUACUUGAUUCCGUGCACGGCCAGAGGGAUUCUGGCACUACUAGACGACCAGCGCACACCGCUGCGUGGCAAGACAGCAGUAAUUAUUGGACGCAGUAACUUAGUAGGUAAUCCGGUGAGUAUGUUGCUACAAAAGAGAGACGCGACGACGAUUCUCUGUCACUCCAAGACGAUAGGGCUUCCUAGGUAUGUACGUCAAGCGGAUGUGGUCGUUGCAGCCUGUGGACAGCCGUAUCUUGUACGCGGCGAUUGGUUAAAGCCUGGCGCCAUGGUGAUUGAUGUGGGCAUUAACUUCGUUCGCGACGUGAGUGGCGCAUUCCAUGGUGUGGCAAAUGCCGAUGGUCUGAAGCUUGUUGGUGACGUCCAUUUUCCAGAAGCUUGCAAUGUGGCUGGUAUGGUGACUCCUGUGCCGGGCGGCGUGGGACCCAUGACAAUCGCUAUGCUGGUGCAUAACGUCGUUGAAGCAUUUAAACGUCGAAUGGAUACUAAAAAGUAA